This is a messenger RNA of Prorocentrum cordatum, 1321 nucleotides long. The record is from the annotation of a GenBank genome assembly. NCBI's taxonomy places the organism in Eukaryota, Dinophyceae, Prorocentrales, Prorocentraceae.
CCGGCGGCGGCCGCCCCGGCGGUCGCGGCCAGCGGCCUCGCGUCGCCGGGGCUCCCGAUGCGGGGCGCCGCCCCGGGCAGCCGCGCGAUGCCUGUGCUCGGCUUCGGCACGUGCUGCAGGGCCGGCGCCAAGGGCAGGCCGCUCGUGUCGUCGGCGGUGGCCUACCUCGAGAGAGGCGGGCGCCUGCUGGACACUGCGUUCAUGUACGGCAACCACCGGGACGUGGCCACCGCCGUCAGGGAAUCGGGGCUGGCCCCCGGCGAGGUAUGGAUCACCGACAAGAUCCAGCCGAGCCAGAUGGGCUACGAGAAGACCCAGAGAGCGGUGGACCUCAGCCUGAAGGAGCUCCAGGUCCUGGCCGUAGACCUGAUGCUCAUCCACGUCCCGGACGGCGGCAGGGAGGCGCGGGUCGGGAGCUGGGCGGCGUUGGUGGAGGCCCAGAGGGCUGGCAAGGUGCGGCACAUCGGGGUCUCGAACUUCGACCGGGUGCAGAUCCAGGAGCUGGUCAACGCCACGGGCGUCUGGCCCGCCAACAACCAGAUCGAGUUCAGCCCCUUCUCGCCGCCGCCAGUCAGGGAGCUGGUGGCGUGGAUGCGGGGGCAGGGCAUCACGGUCACGGCCUACGGCUCGCUCGGGCAUGCGGGGGCCAACCUCAGCCAGGCGGCCGCGCGGGCAGGGGCCGAGGCUCUGCAGAGGAGGUACGGCAAGACCGCGGCACAGGUGUUCCUGCGCUGGGGUGUGGACCGGGGCGUCGCCGUGGUCCCCGGUGCCACCUCCGAAGAGCACAUCGCUGAGAACCUGGACAUCCUAGACUUCUCCCUCACCGAGCAGGAGCUCAGCAGCCUCGAAAGCAAUUCGAAGCCCGAGAAGUGGAGGUGGUUCCACGGCACGCCAGGGAAAUGAAGGCGGAAUGGCGAGCAUGACACGGGUAAGGAUACAGUCCUUGCUGUCCAGCAGCGGUAUAAUCGAUGUUUACUUGCGCAGAAUUGCGGACUUGCACGCCGUGGAGCCCGCAAUCACCGACAAGGCCGCGGAUACGGACACGAGUUCGGCAACACAUGCGAACCCGAAUGCACAAACUUUCGGAGCAUGCAGGUGCAAGGCAACACCGCUUGCCCGAGUGAUGGAUCUUCUGUUCUGUGAGAAUUCGGAGGUAGAUACCAUCACGGCGAACGAGAUGAUCGACAGAGUGGUCCUCUCUUGCUACGCCUGCGCCUCUCGAAUAGUGGCCGAGCGGCGGCUGGCUCCUUUCGCCACGCGGGCUAGAGGAAUAGUCGUACCAGCGGUGAAUUCCGUUCAUCCGCGUUGCUCUUGUUCGUAA